GCUCUUCGGGUGGUGGUGAGAUUUUCCUUUAAAAAGCUCAGGAGGAAGACAUGACCAUGUUGGUGCAGUGGUGAGGAGGUGGACGGAGACGCUGCAGAGCUCUUCUGUUAAAGGGACGUUUCUGAGUUCGAGUCUCUCGGGAUGUCUGCUGAUGACUCAGCCGGAAGCAAUCUGGUGUCGGUGGACUUUGAAGUCUUCGGUCACGUCCAGGGAGUCUGCUUCCGAAUGUGGGAGAAACAUUACGUCAUCAUCCAGGUGACUUCUUCAGUCUCAGCUGACUGCAGGUUUCCAGCCUUACAAACAUACACGGAGAAGGAGGGCCUGCGGCUCGGGCUGGUCGGCUGGGUGAAGAACACCUACAAAGGGACGGUGGUGGGACAGGUCCAGGGUCCGGCUAACAUGGUGGAGGAGAUGAAGGUGUGGCUGAGUAAAGAAGGAAGUCCCACCAGUCGGAUCACCAGAGCCUCCUUCACCAACCAGAGGACGAUCGACAAGCUGGAGCUCUCCGGCUUCAAGACUCGCUUCUGACCAAUGAAGCAAAGAUCCUGCAAACAGCUUCUCCACCAUCCUCUGGGAGAGGUCAGAGGUCAACGAUGCUCCUACAGAUUCAAUGAAUGAAGACUCUGGAUGUCAUGGAAUCACUGCCGCUGGUUUAUUCAGAGGCUGACUGAGAAUUUAUUUAUAGUUUUUAAUAAGUUGGAUGUUGACUUUGUGUCUCCAUCUGUACAGCAAGCACCUAAAAACACUCUGAAACCAUCAAAGCCUGAUUUGUAUGAAUUAAAUAUCUUCCAUCAUCUUUA
Oreochromis niloticus (Nile tilapia) is the source of this 800-nucleotide messenger RNA. RefSeq names its product acylphosphatase-2. Bases 142 to 528 code for a protein of 128 amino acids. The record is from RefSeq and is a predicted model, not a curated record. NCBI's taxonomy places the organism in Eukaryota, Metazoa, Chordata, Actinopteri, Cichliformes, Cichlidae. Gene Ontology annotation, molecular function: acylphosphatase activity. The transcript is spliced from 5 exons.